Molecule: messenger RNA, 6269 nt
Organism: Cyanistes caeruleus (blue tit)
Lineage: Eukaryota; Metazoa; Chordata; Aves; Passeriformes; Paridae
Source: RefSeq, a predicted model, not a curated record
GGGGCGCUGCCACCGCAGGCUGUGGUUCAGGGGGGGACGCUGCGCUUCGGCGCUGUCGAGCCUGCCAACACGGGGCACUACGAGUGCCAGGCAAGGAGCAGCGCUGGGCAGCACACGGCACGUGCCUUCCUCCAUGUGCAAGACGCGGGCACCCCCCAGGUGCAGGUGAGCCCGGAGCGGACAGAGGUGCAGGAGGGCUCCACGGUGCGGCUCUACUGCCGGGUCUCGGGGUCCCCCACUGCCACCAUCACCUGGGAGAAGCAGGGGGGUGCUCUGCCACCACAGUCCCGCACCGAGCACGGUGACAUUGCCACGCUCGUCAUCCCUGCUGUGACGGCAGCUGAUGGCGGCAUCUACAUCUGCAUGGGCACCAGUGCUGCUGGCACAGCCCGUGCCACUAUCGAGGUGGCUGUGGUGCCAGGGGUGACGCUGCCUGUCCGCAUUGAGUCCUCGUCCCCAUCCGUCAUCGAGGGACAGACCCUGGACCUGGACUGUGUGGUGGCAGGACCCAGCUCUGCCACCGUGACGUGGUACAAGCGUGGGGGCUCGCUGCCUGCUGGCCACCAGGUUUCAGGGUCCCGGCUUCACGUCCCCCGCAUCACGGCAGCUGAUUCAGGGGAGUACGUGUGCCGGGCAAGCUUGGGGACCACUGUCCGGGAGGCAUCUGUCAUUGUCACCGUCAUGGCUGCAUCAGGCUCAUCCUAUGGACCACCAACUUCAGGUGUCCCUGUCCGCAUCGAGGCAUCCUCAUCCACCGUGGCCGAGGGACAGACCCUGGAGCUGAACUGCAUCGUGGCCGGGCAGGGACAGGCCACUGUCACCUGGUACAAGCGUGGGGGGUCCCUCCCAGCCAAGCACCAGGUGUCGGGCUCCCGGCUGCGGCUGCUGCAGGUGACAACGGCCGACUCGGGCGAGUACGUGUGCAGGGUGACCAGUGGGGCCACCUCCAAGGAGAGUGCAGUCAUGGUGACCAUCCAGCCCAGCAGUGCCAGUGCCUACUCCCCGGGCAACACGACUCCCCUGCGCAUCGACUCCCCGUCCUCUGCUGUGGUUGAGGGACAGAUCCUGGACCUAAACUGUGUCAUUGCCAGCCCUGCACAGGCCACUGUCACCUGGUACAAGCGUGGGGGAACCCUCCCAGCCAAGCACCAGGUGUCGGGCUCCCGGCUGCGGCUGCUGCAGGUGACAGCGGCCGAUUCGGGCGAGUACGUGUGCCGGGUGACCAGCGGGGCCACCUCCAAGGAAACCUCCAUCAUGGUGGCCGUCCAGCCCAGCAGCGCCGGUGCCUACUCCCCAGGCAGCACAACCCCUCUGCGUAUCGAGUCCUCGUCCCUGUCAUCCCCCGUGACCGAGGGACAGACCCUGGACCUCAACUGUGUCAUUGCCAGCCCUGCACAGGCCACUGUCACCUGGUACAAGCGCGGGGGGACCCUCCCAGCCAAGCACCAGGUGUCGGGCUCCCGGCUGCGGCUGCUGCAGGUGACAGCGGCUGAUUCGGGCGAGUACGUGUGCCGGGUGACCAGUGAGGCCACCACCAAGGAGAUCUCCGUCAUGGUGACCAUCCAGCCCAGCAGUGCCAGCAGCUACCCUGUUGGUGUCACCCCUCCGGUGCGCAUUGAGUCCUCGUCCUCCUCCGUGGCCGAGGGACAGACCCUGGACCUCAACUGCAUCGUGGCCGGGCAGGGACAGGCCACUGUCAGCUGGUACAAGCGUGGGGGGUCCCUCCCAGCCAAGCACCAGGUGUCGGGCACGCGCCUGCGCAUCCCCCAGGUGACAGCAGCCGAUUCAGGGGAGUACGUGUGCCGAGUGACAUCAGGCAGUGUCACACAUGAGACCUCCCUCAUCAUCACCAUCCAGACUGGCGCUGGCUCCUCUUACGCUGUCGGUGUCACACCACCAGUGAGGAUCGAGACCUCCUCCGCUGCUAUUAGCGAGGGACAGACGCUGGAACUCAACUGCAUGGUGGCAGGACAGGGUCACCCCCAUGUCACCUGGUACCGGCGCAAUGGGGCUCUGCCACCAAACAGCCAGGUGUCUGGGACCCGCCUGCGCCUUGCCAAAGUGGCAGUGGCCGAUUCAGGGGAGUAUGUGUGCCGGGUGACCCUGGGGACCGUCACCCAGGAGGCGUCUGUCAUUGUCACCGUGCCCAGCAGUGCUGACACCUAUUACACCUCUGGCAUUUCCCAGCCCCUCCGCAUCGAGUCCUUGUCCUCGGCCAUCGCCGAGGGACAGACCCUGGACCUCAACUGCGUGGUGGCAGGGUCUGGCCCCACCACCGUGACGUGGUACAAGCGUGGUGGCUCCCUGCCCGUUGGCCACCAGGUGUCGGGCACCCGCCUGCGCAUCCCCCAGGUGACAGCAGCCGAUUCAGGGGAGUACGUGUGCCGGGUGACAUCAGGUGGUGUCACACAGGAGACGUCCCUCAUUGUCACCAUUGAUGAUGGAGACAACCCAUCCCACUCCACCGGCAUCACGCCACCCAUCCGCAUUGAGUCCUCAGCGUCCUCUGUCACCGAGGGACAGACUCUGGACCUGGACUGCGUGGUGGCUGGCCAGGGACAGGCCAUCAUCACCUGGUACAAGCGCGGUGGGGCCCUCCCAGCCAAGCACCAGAUUUCGGGGUCCCGGCUGCGGCUGUCACAGCUCUCGGUGGCUGACUCGGGAGAGUACGUGUGCCGGGCUGACACAAGCAGCGGGUCCCGCGAGGCCGCUGUGUCUGUCACUGUCACCUCCCGUGACAGCUCCAGCUACCGUCUGCAGAGCCCCAUCAUCUCCAUCGACCCACACAGCAUGGCAGUGGCACCAGGAGAAGAUGCCACCUUCAAGUGCCGCAUCCACGAUGGCGCCCGGCCUGUCAACAUCACUUGGCGCAUGGGGCCUGGCCAACACUUCCAAGACAAUGUGAAGAUCAGUGCCAAUGGCUCAGUCAUCUCCAUCACCAGUGCCCAUGUGGGCAACCAGGGCGCCUACCACUGCGUGGCCUCCAACCGCUUCGGCAUUGCCAGCAGCGUCGUCAACCUCAUGGUGCAAGGUGCCCCUGUGGUGUCAGUGAUGCCACCAGGCCCUGUGACAGUGAAGGAGGGCAAAUCCCUGAGCCUGGAGUGCCUGGGCCGGGGUGAGCCACGGCCACUGGUACGUUGGAGCCGGCUGGGCUCCCGGCAGAAGGUGGAGCACCAGACGCUGCUGCACAUGGACAGCCAGGCCAUCCUGCAGCUCUCCCCAGCCAAGCCGGAGCACGCCGGGACCUACGUGUGCACGGCACACAGCGCGCUGGGCUCGGCGCAGGCGCGGGUGGAUGUCACAGUGGAGUCAGCGCAGCGGCACCCUGGGGCCCCCGAGGUCACCGCUCCAUCUACUGUCACCGUGGUGGCCGGGGACACUGCCACGCUGCACUGCAUGGCCAGAGGUGACCCAGUGCCCCGGAUCGAGUGGUCCAAGCUGCGGGCACCCCUGCCCUGGCAGCACCGCGUGGUGAACGGCAGCCUGGUUAUCCCUCGUGCCGCGCAGCAGGACUCGGGCCAGUACAUCUGCAACGCCACCAGCCCUGUCGGUUCCACCGAAGUCUUCGUCACCCUCGAUGUGGAGACACCUCCUUAUGCCACCAUCGUGCCAGAGGACACAGCGGUGCAGGCGGGUGGCACGCUGCAGGUGCAGUGCCUGGCCCACGGCACCCCCCCGCUGCACUACACCUGGGACAAGGUGAACGGCAGCCUCUCGACACGCGUGGCCCACCGUGCUGGCCUCCUCCGCCUCGGCCCCGCGGCCCCUGCUGACACCGGCACCUACCGCUGCCUCGUCACCAACCGCAUCGGCACCGCCGAGGCCUUUGCCCGUGUGGCUGUUCAUGGUGAUGCUGGUGAAGGUGGGGACGUUGCUGGCGGUCCUUUGGUGGUGCGGGUGACACCAGAGAGCCUCGUCAAGGGGGUGGGUGGCACUGCCGAAUUCACCUGCUCUGUCUCCGGGGACCCCCGUGCCCAUGUGGAGUGGCUGAAGGAAGGUGGGGAGCUGCCCCCCACGCACAGCAUGCGGGACGGGGUGCUCCGGAUGCCAGAGCUGGCCUCGGGGGCACAAGGCGUGUACGUGUGCCGGGCCACUGCCCCAGGAAGGCAGGCAGAGGACAGAGCCACCCUCACUGUCCAGGCUCUCCCCAGGGCCCUGAUCAACAUCCGGACCGCGGUGCAGACGGUGCUGGCAGGGACAACAGUGGAGCUGGAGUGCCUGGGCUUGGGGGAACCCCGUCCCCAUGUCACCUGGAGCAAGGUGGGGGGUCGCAUCCGCCCCGGGGUGCUGAUCCGCGCUGGCACCCUCACCAUCGAGCAGGUGGAGCGGGCGGAUGCUGGGCAGUACCGCUGCACCGCCACCAACGCCGUGGGCACUGUCCAGUCCCACGUCAUCCUCCACGUGCAAGCUGCUCCUCAAAUCGCUGGGCAGCCAGAGGUGAAGGAGGUGUCCCUUGGAUCAGCAGCUGUUUUGCCGUGCUUGGCAUCUGGCUUCCCGGUGCCAGAGAUCACCUGGAGCAAGCUGGAGGGGGAGCUGCCGGCAGGUGCCAGGGUGCAGGGGAACGUGCUGACACUGCCAGCUGUGCGCCCCGAGGAUGCCGGCGUCUACACCUGCGUGGCCUCCAACCACCGCGGCCAGCAGACAGCUUACUACGUGCUGAAGGUCCAAGAGCACGUGGUCCCCUAUUUUGGGCAGUCGCCCCGCUCCUUCCUCCCCCUGCCCACCAUCAAGGACGCCUACAAGAGGUUUGAGAUCCUCAUCACCUUCCGACCUGAUGCUGCUGAUGGGCUUCUCCUCUACAACGGGCAGCGGAAAAACAGCGGUGCCGACUUCAUCUCUUUUGGGUUGGUGGGUGGACGCCCCGAAUUUAGGUUUGAUGCUGGUUCGGGCAUGGCCACCAUCCGUCACCCCACAGCGCUGCGGCUGGGCGAGUACCACACGGUGCGGCUGCUCCGCAACCUCACCUGGGGCUCCCUGGGGCUGCAGGGGCACCCCACCGUGAACGGCACCUCCCAGGGGAGGUUCCAAGGGCUGGAUCUGAACGAGGAGCUGUACCUGGGCGGGUACCCCGACAUCAGCGCUGUGGCAAAGACGGGGCUCAGCCGGGGUUUCAUGGGCUGUGUGCGCCAGCUCCGCAUCCAAGGGGAAGAGGUGGCCUUUGGGGACAUGGACCUCCAGGCACACGGUGUCACCAAUUGUCCCACCUGCCAGGACCAGCCGUGCCAGAACGGCGGCGUGUGCCAGGACGAUGAGAGUGGCACCUACGUCUGCCGAUGUCCCCACGGCUUCACCGGCAGCAACUGCGAGUACUCGCAGGCUUUGCACUGUCACCCAGAGGCGUGUGGGCCUGAUGCCACCUGCGUCAACCGGCCGGAUGGGCAGGGCUACAGCUGCCGCUGCCACCUGGGCAAGACUGGGGAGAGGUGCACCAAGGGUGAAGUGGUGAACGUGCCCUCGUUCGAUGAGGAGGGAGCCUUUGUCUCGUACCCACCCCUCACCAACGUGCACCAUGAGCUGCGGCUGGAGGUUGAGUUCCUGCCGCUGGCACCCGACGGGCUCCUGCUCUUCAGCGCUGGCAAAGCCACCCCUGUGGAGGACUUUGUGGCCUUGGCCAUGAUUGGUGGUCACGUCGAGUUCCGCUACGAGCUGGGCUCAGGCCCGGCAGUGCUGCGGAGCGCAGAGCCGGUGGCCCUGGGCCAGUGGCACCGGGUGACAGCUGAACGGGUUCACAAGGAUGGGACACUGGUGGUGGAUGAUGCUGCCCCGGUGAAACGCUCCUCGCCUGGCAAGAGCCAGGGGCUCAACCUGCGCAGCCCCCUGUACCUGGGGGGCACCGAGCCCCCCCUGCGCCCCCCCACCAACGCCUCCUUCCAUGGCUGCAUCGGAGAGGUGUCCAUCAGCGGCAAGCGCGUGGAGCUGCGGGAGCAGUUCCUGCGCAGCCGGGGAGUGCGGCCCUGCGGCCACCGCGCCCCGUGUCGGCCGGGGACCCGCGGCCUGCACUGUGAGGAGGAGGAGGAGGAGGAGGAGGCCGAAGGCUGUCACCCCUCCCGGCCCUGCCUGCACGGUGGCUCCUGUGUCCAUGGCUCCUGCCACUGCCCCCCUGGACACAGUGGGGCCCGCUGCCAGCACCGCUCAGCACUGGCAGAGCUGGAGCAGGACUGGCAAGAGGGCAGCGGUGGUGGCGAUGCCCCUGGGCAGUUCAGCGCCGCAUUCCAGGACGGAUCUUACCUGGCCCUUCCCGGGCACCUCUUCCCUCGCGGGUGGGUGAC